GUGGCGUUGACGGCACAUUUUUUGAAUCCUCUAUGCCUGAAGGCCCUGAACUAAAAAACGAAACCUAGCUUCCGCGCCAUCGCCUCACUAGCCAACUCUCGCAUAGCAACCGCCUCUCUCAUUUCCGGUCUCGCAGAGGAAUCGCCUUCAACGCCAACCUGCCCUGGUUCGGUUCCUUCACGCUGUUGCCGCCUGUUCGCCAUACUGCUACUACACGGCGGACGGUAGCAGCUUCUUCGACGACGACGGACAGUGAGAUUCCUCUCAAAAAAUUUUCUAUCGGUUCGUUUAGCUAGUUGGUCUUGAUGGCCUCCGGUGCAGGUUGUGAUGUGGAAGGCUUCCAAUCUCAUGGUUGGGACUACAGUUGUGACUUUGAAGUAGAUUACAAAUCACAGGACCAUGCAGCAAUUGUCUUUGCGGCAUUAGAUGUGGAUAAAGAGUUGCAACCAGACAAGGUUAAGAGGCAGAUCUCUGUAAUUGAUGGUAAACUCAAAGUGCGAUUUGAAGCAGUUGAGGCUAGAUUUUUGCGUGCAACAUUCAGUGCCUUCGUUGAUCUACUGAUUCUUGCCACAAAAAUCAUCGAAGAGUAUGACCACAACAUUAUCAAACCAUAGCUAUCCUUUUUAUUAUUUCUACAUUCUAUUUAUGUUAUAGACUGGAGAAAUUAUUCUUUGCGGAUACUGCAUGGUUCAGAGACUAAUUAGAAUGCACCAUGUCAUCUGGUACUGAGCGGUACCGAGCACCGAUACCGAGCAAAAAAGUGUCGUGGCGCGUUCUUGUUGGUCUCCGAACACCGUCAGGAGUCUGCAUAGAAAAAAUUUUCUAUAGACUGAGCUGUUACUCAACAAACAAUCCUACAAUUUAGGAACCAUUUGAAGUUCUAAUCCAUCUCUCAGAUCUUUUUUGUAA
Molecule: messenger RNA, 909 nt
Organism: Dendrobium catenatum
Lineage: Eukaryota; Viridiplantae; Streptophyta; Magnoliopsida; Asparagales; Orchidaceae
Exons: 5
Coding region: 306-614 (102 amino acids)
Cellular component (GO): EKC/KEOPS complex
Source: RefSeq, a predicted model, not a curated record